UCGGGGAGCCGGUCGGGUUCCCGCUCGCCGCCGCCGCCGCCGCCGCCGCCCCCCGCAGCGACUCUCCCGCCGCGCCGGCCGCGGGAGCUGCGUCGCCCACUCUGCUCGGCUGUGGAGCCGCCAGUCUGGGAACACAGAGCCCGGGACGCGACACGCCGAGCCCCCCAUCACCUUCCGCCGGGGCGACCCCUCCCGGGUCCGCUCUCGCCCUGCGCAGCCGCCGGACCCCCCAGCUCCGAGCGGCGCCGCGACCCCGCGGCCGCAUCCCGGCCCCUGCACUCCCGCAGCCGCCGCCCCCCGCCCGGAACAUGGACUCCGACUCCUGCGCCGCCGCCUUCCACCCGGAGGAAUACUCCCCCAGUUACAAGAGGCGCAGGACUGUGGAGGACUUCAACAAAUUCUGCACCUUUGUCUUGGCCUAUGCUGGAUACAUCCCUUAUCCGAAGGAGGAACUCCCUUUGAGGAGCAGCCCCAGCCCUGCCAACAGCACCGCUGGCACCAUCGACAGUGAUGGCUGGGACACUGGUUUCACCGACAUCGCGUCCUCGGUGCCCUUGCCAGUCUCUGACCGCUGCUUUAGCCACCUGCAGCCCACUCUCUUGCAGCGAGCCAAGCCCAGCAACUUCCUGCUGGACAGAAAGAAGACGGACAAGCUGAAGAAGAAGAAGAGGAGGAAGCGAAGGGACAGCGACGUGCCCGAGAAGGACGGGUACAGGGAUGGCUUGCUGAAGCUGGACACUGCUGAUCCGUAUGGGGAGACCCCCACAAGUCCCACCUUGCAGGAUAUUCCCCAGGCCCCCAGUGACCCCUGCUCAGGCUGGGACUCCGACACACCCUCCAGUGGAUCUUGUGCCACGGUGUCACCUGAUCAGGUCAAAGAAAUAAAAACUGAAGGCAAACGGACUAUCGUCCGGCAGGGAAAACAGGUGGUGUUCCGAGAUGAGGACAGCACUGGCAAUGAUGAGGACAUAAUGGUGGACUCAGAUGACGAUUCCUGGGACCUUGUCACCUGCUUCUGCAUGAAGCCAUUUGCAGGCCGCCCCAUGAUCGAGUGUAACGAGUGUCACACCUGGAUUCACCUGUCCUGUGCAAAAAUCCGGAAAUCCAACGUUCCGGAAGUGUUUGUCUGCCAAAAGUGCCGGGACUCCAAGUUUGACAUCCGCCGCUCCAACCGUUCCCGUAUGGGCUCCCGGAAGCUGUUUCUGGACUGACUGCUGGCGGGCGAGGAGGCUGCCGCGAGGAAUCCGAAGGGACAGUGGGCUUUCUGGCCCCUUUCUUAGUUGAGCACAGAACUCUCCGCUCUGGUGCGGGCAGAUCCCUGCCAUUCAGGUGCCUAAGCAAAAGGACAGGCUGUCUAAGGUAGAAACUGUACAUAGUGACCGAAUAAAAUCUUCAUUGGCCAAAGCUGCUGCCAGAGCUGUGUUCUCUGCAGUGGAGGUGGACUAAACACCCAAGUGCAGUGGGUUUGGUUCAGCUGAAAAUGAGGGUACAUGGUAGUUGUGAGUUUUUGCUAUCAUUGUUAACAAGUUCCUGCCGACUGGAACAAACGCUAGCUGUUAUUCCUGCUUCCACCGUGUUGGGGAGAGGAGUUCAAUUUCCCCGGCCUGUUAAUGAACAGCCAUACGUGUAAGCUUUUUCUCGUGUGUUAAGUCUUUUACCAAAAGUGUCUGUACAGCACCCAUCAGAGCUGCCCCUAGUGGCCUGCCCUCUGCCUCGGCUGCUGCUUGUCAUCUGCAGGAGCCCUCUGGCCUCACUCUGAGAGGAGCCGUGCGAUGGCAGGCUAGCUCGUGGUUCUUAGGUUUCCUUCUGUUUGUUAAAAGGGACAAUGUGGCCGCUUCUCUGUGGAAAGGGGGUUGGUUGGUGGGUUGAGGUGGCCCGUGUUCAUAACUCAGUUUCCUGUUUUGCACGAUGUAAAAAAUCCUGUCUUUUUGCACGAUACAGCCAAAAGUACUGGCCGAUUCCUUGCUGAGUGCCCUUUCUCUCUCCAGGUGGUGUGUGAGGUGUUGGGGUGAGGCCUAGGCUAGCGGGUUCCAAGUGUGGGGGCAUUUAGGUUCGUUCCUUGUCUCUUCCCCUCACCUUACUCUGGUAGCAACAUAAAGGACAGGCAAUCACUGGGACCCAGAUGGUGUUCCUCUGAAUUAUGGGUAAAGGAAAAUUGGGAGGGAGGCCUCUCCUAUGCGUGGGUCUUAAUACGCCCUUUACACAGGCUGGCCUGCUGGUUCCACAGGGCAAGGUUAGGACUUGAGUUCUUUUUUUUGGGUUAUGUUGGUGAGUGAGUGAUAGGGUAACAGAGGCCUUCAGGAAUGUACCAUUGAACUGCGCAGAGCUCCUCAGAUCUCCACUAGCAUCCUGAGCUAGGGAGGCCCCUGUGAGGGCUAGCUCUGGAGCAACCAGGGAGUUUGCACCGGAAGCCCCUGCAGUACUCUGUUCGAGGGCGGUGUACCCCGGGACACUGGUGGUUCUGGGGGUGGGGGGGCUUCAGCUUUCUCCAAAAUUGAUACGGCUCUUUAGCAGUUGAAGUUCUUGUUCUCAAACAUGUUUUGUAAAUUGAUGGGUAUGUUUUCAUAAGCAUUGUUUCUUGUAAGGCAUGGAAAGGGAAGAAUGCCCAAGUUAGUCAUGUUUAUUUGCAGUGGGAUGGGCCUGUGGGAUCCCUGCCAGGGGCUUCCCCUUCAUGUGGCACCUUUGUGCGAGGCCGCCAGGCACACUUCCCACGUUCUCACUGAAGCAACAAGGGGUUUGAACCAUAAUUUGGCUAUUCAAGAGUCUGGGUUUUGUCCUAGUAUCUUUCACACUUGUCCAGUCAACUGUCUUAUUUUUUAAAAAAUACUCUGUUGCUUGUAUUAACAUACAGGUAGAGAGAAAGUUUCUGAAACCCAGUUUAUUGUGAAGCUCACUAAGGGAGAUGUUGCUCUGUAGAGAAAAUAGUAAGCUGGUUUAGAAACAACCUUCUCUCCAGACAGUUAUCUAGCUCUGACUAGGGCAGACAUCCAGGACAAGGCGGAGAGAAAUUUGCCAAAGAUCUGCCCCGUGACAAUGCCUGUCCAGUGUCUUCACCAUGACAAUAACCAAAGUUCCAAAGUGUUUUUCUUCUUUUUUAAAAAACUCCAUUAAGAUUUUUAAAGUGCAUGUGAAGAAUAUGACUGAUUUUAGGGUGGAACUGCCAGCCUGGCAAUUGUUACAUGAUUGUUACAUGUGCGGGGAGGUUCGAUGCUCCUGGAAUGCAUUUGAUACUCAUCUCCAUUUCUGUUUCUAGGAUUGCAUUUUUGUUCUUGUAACAGAUCUAUCCCUGUGGGUGGUGUCU
Molecule: messenger RNA, 3301 nt
Organism: Propithecus coquereli (Coquerel's sifaka)
Lineage: Eukaryota; Metazoa; Chordata; Mammalia; Primates; Indriidae
Gene: PHF13
Product: PHD finger protein 13
Exons: 4
Coding region: 309-1211 (300 amino acids)
Biological process (GO): mitotic chromosome condensation
Molecular function (GO): chromatin binding
Source: RefSeq, a predicted model, not a curated record